Messenger RNA from Rubroshorea leprosula, 2397 nucleotides. The record is from the annotation of a GenBank genome assembly. NCBI's taxonomy places the organism in Eukaryota, Viridiplantae, Streptophyta, Magnoliopsida, Malvales, Dipterocarpaceae.
AACCUUUCUCUCUCAUUCUCUCCUUUUCCCUCCGUCUUUCUGCAAAAUCUCCACCAAACUCACACAUUCAUAUGGAAAAGUUCUAUCGAACAGAUUUGGAGACGAUAGUUUCAGAGAUUAAGCAUCAGGAGAAGCAGCUGAGGCUCAAAAGAAGGUGGUUGAUCGGACUUCCAACAUCGCCAUCCCAAUCGAAAAGGAAGCAAUUCAAAGCUCCCAAGUUUUUGAAGCACGAGUGUUUGCCUGAAUCUUUUCUUAGAGAAGAUGAUAUAUUCUAUGAGACUAUUAAAUCUCAUGUUGAAGAAGCCUUUGGAGCAUGUAAUUUUGGAAGAGGGAGUUGGGCUUUUCAAGAUAACAUUCAGUCAUUUGAUGCACCCAACGUAAUGCAAGUCCUUGUCUCAUGCCUUGAUGCCUUGACUAACAAUGGCCUUUACCUUAUUGCUAUGAUUCUUACUGGAGGCUCAGUGAUGUUUGACCAUACUCGUUGCAAGAUGAAAAAGGUGAUUAGAGAAUCACUUUCUAAUUAUGUUGGAAGCCAAAAUCAGGAUCAUAGACUAGGGGAGAUUAAUAGACAGUUAAGUCAAGUUCUUAGUAAUCCCCAGAAUUUCAGAGAGAAUGGUUUGAAAUGUUGUGCUUUAACAUCUCUAUCUCGUUAUGCUGCUGCUGCGAAGGUUCUGGAUGGAUUAGAGGAUUUGCCUACUUAUUCCUUAAUUGCAAUGCACAGGAAGCUUAGAUCUGUCCAGCGAUUGCCUCACUUGCAGCCUCACAAACUGGGUAAGAGUCGUCACCGUUUAAUAAAUCAGAUUAGAAGAACUGGGAAGAGGAUGCUCAUGGAACUUGGUAAAUGGGAUGAGCUACAGGAGCCAUUAGCUAAAGCUUUGGUAGUUGCAGACUUAUCUCUAAAGCUAACAACAGGCUGUCAAAAUUCCUCAAUAGCAAAUAUUCACCAAAUACCCCCAGAAAUAAGGAGAUUGCAGAAUGAGAUAGUGAAGGCUAUUUGGUCACUCAAAAUGGUUAGAAUUCCAGGACUGAAAACAUUGAAGCAUUUGUUGGAUCCUAAUGCUGAAAUCUCAAAUGGUUGUUUGCGAACGGCUAUAAAGAAAAUGCUAAUAGAAUAUCUUUUUGAGUGCAUUGAUAUGGAUACAAUUCCCAAAUCUUUAUUGGAAGCUCUUGCAAUUAUCAACAAGGGUUCUCGAACUAUAACUCCAAGAUUCUUCCCAAAGGAGGAAAUAGAAGAAGAGGUAGAAUGUAUAUUAAGAGUGAGUGCUCAGACAAAACAAGCUAUUUGGGACUUGCUUCCUGACCAUGAGUUAGAUAAUCAGUUCGCAGAUGCUUAUAUGGAAGAAUUAGAAGAAAGUGAUGAUGAUAAUGGUUGGCAAGUGGAAAUUACCAAGUCUGACAGUUGUAUGUCUCAUUUUGUUGGUUCAGAUUGUCAUUUAGAAGGUACUGAUGAAUCAAAACCAGUUCUGUCUAAAGCACCUACUCCACCCAACACAAUGGAGGGCCUUGAACCAGAGCAUUUUGCCAGGGUGGAUAGAUUCUGCAUGACUCAUGGUGACAAUACAGUUCCACCUCUCAAAUCACCAUGUGGAGGGUUGAAUGAUUAUUCAGUCAAUGAUGAUGAUCUCAAACAUGACAGAGCUGUUGAUCCUGAAACCCCAUCAAUCCUCUCUUCUUCUAACUUUGUGCACAGGGAGACAAAAUUUAUACCCAAAAAGCAGAGCACAUGUAGAAAUCAAUACCUGAGCAUUCAAGAAGUAUGUGAUCAGGCAAGUGUGGUUGCCUACAAUCUGAUUGGUCAAUUAUUGGAGAAGCUUGCUGAGGAUCAAAGCAUAGAGUUGGAUCAGAGUUAUAGCUUGUAUCUCAGAGGUGACUUAUCAUGUCAAGAAGGUAGUCAAGAAGAGGAACAGACUUCAUCUGAGAAAAAUGGAGGUGGUUCUUUAAUUGUUCAAGCAGCUGAGGAGCUGAUGCCUUGCCUUUCAAAGAGUGUAAUAGAAAAAUUGAAGAAAUUCAUGGGUGUAAUGUAGCCAAUCUGAGAUUUUGGUGGAUGGUUCAAGCAAAUAGGAGCUACUUAUUGCAAUGCAUGUGCUUGUUGAUCAAGCUAGCCCAACGAAAAUUUCAUGCACAUCUGCAAUGAUUAAAGAAACGACCUUGCUUAAGGAGCUUAGAUCAAGAUUGCACCCUUAUCGUUUCCUAGUGUGCUGUUAGCUGCUGAGUACCAGAUGAUCAUGUCAGCAAAAGUUUUGGUUGCGGAUCCAGUUCAGAAUCAGAAGCUUACCAGAUCAUGUGGCAAAAAAACUGCAAACCAGUUGGGGGAAGCCCUAGUGUAUAGCAUCUAUCCAUAUAGAUCAUUUAUUAUUAACUCAUAUUUCCUUAAGUCAAUAAAAAGAUAAUUUAUUC